Messenger RNA from Klebsormidium nitens, 2573 nucleotides. The record is from the annotation of a GenBank genome assembly. Lineage: Eukaryota; Viridiplantae; Streptophyta; Klebsormidiophyceae; Klebsormidiales; Klebsormidiaceae.
GCUCAUGCAACUUUGCAAUUUGUAAGUUGCAGUGCUAGCAGCAGCUUGUGUUCAGGUGGGCCAGGAAGAAUACUGCAGGCUGCAGGGAGGGCGGAAGCAAUUCUUGGGUUGUUUGGGGUUGCUUGGAUCCCCAUCAGGCGACUUGCUCGUGUGACUUCAAAGAAUGGAGCAGCACGGGGACGUUUUUGCGACGCUUCACAAGUGGUUGGACGGAUUGCACCGCCAUGCGUCGUGGCCCCUCACUGACCGCUAUCUACAGACGUAUCUCAUCCCGUCGGCUUUGACGGUCUUGGCUUUGACAUUCACCUUGGCUCUGUGGUCUUUGUUGCCCAAGAGGCUCAAAGUCCGCGGAGCGCCAGUGAAGGCUGCAGGACCAAAUCCUGGGGAAGCAAGGCGGAACAAGAGGUAUCUGGCAUUCCUGGAAACUCCAUGGGAUGGCGCUGAAACCCUGGCCAGCCUCUUUGAGCAGUCGGCCAAGAAGAACGCCGGCAACAAGUGCCUGGGCCACCGACGGGUGAUUAAGCGCGAGGAGUUCUUUGACGAGAAGUCCAAGCGCAACUUUGAGAAGCUGACGCUUGGGGAGUACCAGUUCCAAACUUACCAGCAGGUGUUUGAACGCGUUGAGCGUGUCUCCUCGGGUCUCAUUGCACUGGGCCACAAGCCCCGUGAGAACCUCGGCAUAUUUGCCGAGACGCAGGCGGGAUGGAUUGUCACCCUGCAAGCAGCCACUCGACAGAGCAUUCCGGUUGUUACUGUGUAUGCAUCCUUGGGCGACGAGGCCCUGGUGCACGCGCUCGGCGAGACGGAGGUGAAGACGGUGGUGGCGGAUCUGAAGCUCAUGGGCAAGCUGGUCAAGGUCGCCGACAAGCUGACGACCGUCAAGCGGGUCAUCUACUUCGAUGACAUCAACCCCGACAUGGAGCUACCGAAGAUGCCGUCAUCGUGGCACAUUGUGAGCAUGAAGGAGUUGGAGGCACUCGGGGAGAAGCAGCCUGCCAAGCCCACGCUGCCCAAGCCGUCCGAUCUCGCCGUCAUCAUGUAUACGAGCGGGAGCACAGGAAUGCCCAAGGGCGUCAUGAUCCCGCACGCCGCCAUCGUUUCCGCCUCCGCCGGUGUCCUGGCGUCUGUUCCGCAAGCGGAUGCGAGUGCGUCCUAUCUGGCUUACCUGCCACUCGCCCACGUCCUGGAGCUGGCAGCCGAACACGCCAUCCUCACACUGGGGGCUUCCAUUGGGUAUGGUUCCCCGCUCACUCUCUCCGACCAGUCGCCUAAGCUGCAGAAGGGCACCCGGGGCGACGCCCCGACCCUGCGACCGACCAUCAUCGCAGCUGUUCCCGCCAUUAUGGACCGGAUCCGUGACACUGUCAACGCAAAGAUCAAGCAAGCGGGCUUCCUGGUCUCGAUGCUUUACCAGAUCGCCUACAAGAGCCGCCUGGCGCAGCUCGAGAGCGGGGCGGAGGGCUUCGGCAUUCUUAAGGCGCUGUGGGACCUGCUGGUGUUCCGGCGGGUGAAGGACAUCCUGGGGGGGCGGCUGCAGCUGAUCGUGUCCGGGGGGGCGCCGCUGUCCAGCGACACGCAGCGGUUCAUCAACAUCGCGAUGGGCUGCCCCAUCGCACAGGGUUAUGGGCUAACCGAGACGUGCGCAAUCGGCACUAUCGCGGAGGCCGACGACCGGAGCGUGGGGCGCGUGGGGCCCCCCGUGGCGUCGUGCCACGUGAAGCUCGUCGAUUGGCCGGAAGGCAACUACCGCACGACAGACCGGCCCUUCCCGCGGGGCGAGAUCUGCAUCGGGGGGCCGGUGGUCACGCGCGGGUACUACAAGAACGAAAAGAAGACCAAGGAGGACUUCUCGGAGGACGAGGACGGCGUCCGGUGGUUCCACACGGGCGACGUGGGGCAGUGGCACCCGGACGGCGUGCUCGAGAUUAUCGACCGCAAGAAGGACAUCGUCAAGCUGCAAAUGGGCGAGUACGUCUCGCUCGGCAAGGUGGAGGCUGCCCUGUCAUCCUCCCCAUACGUGGACAACCUUAUGGUGUACGCCGACUCGAACCACUCGUUCUGCGUCGCUCUAGUUGUCGCCAGCAAGGCGCUCAAGGACUGGGCCGGAGGCAAGGACCUCAGCGGGAGCGAAGUUGAGGAAGAGGUCAAGAAGUCGCUGCAGAAGGUCGCGAAGGAAGCCAAGCUGGAGCGGUUCGAGAUCCCGACCAAAGUGAAAGUGCUGGAGGAGCCAUGGACGCCGGAGAACGGCCUUGUUACGCAGGCCAUGAAGCUGAAGCGAGACCCCAUCAGGAAACAGUUCAAAGAGGCUUUAGACAAAAUGUACUCCAAGUGAAGCGGCGUAGGUUAGACAGGAAUCAAGACGUUUGGUCUUUUGAGCAGGCUAGACUAAAGUUUUUGGUCGAUAAGGCAGCAAACGCCAUUAAGGCUGUUUAAGCAUGAGUAAUUACUUGUGUCACGGAGGUAUAGCAUUGGCAGUAUGGCAGCGGCACCCCUUGUACUGACCUGCAACUGCGCGCCACAUUUUGUUCAACAAGCGACCUGGCACGCAUGGAAGCUCGACUACAGGACCCGGC